GGUGGCAGGAGUUGGCUACCACUCCUUCCCAACCUGGCACCAUCAUGUUGGCUGUCUGACCAUCAACCCAAGAAAAUGCCCAGAUCAUCAGGGAAGUGGAAGUAGACAAGGUCACUGCACUCUCUAGAGACCAGGUGGCAGCCAUCAAGCAGCUGUGGCUGGAUCCCGGAAUCCAGGAGUGUUACGACAGGAGGAGGGAGUACCAGCUGUCAGACUCUGCCAAAUAUUACCUGACGGACAUUGAGCGUAUCGCCAUGCCCUCUUUCGUGCCAACACAACAGGAUGUGCUUCGUGUUAGAGUGCCCACCACUGGCAUCAUAGAAUAUCCAUUCGACCUGGAAAACAUCAUCUUCCGAAUGGUGGAUGUUGGUGGCCAGCGAUCUGAACGACGGAAAUGGAUUCACUGCUUUGAGAGUGUCACCUCCAUCAUUUUCUUGGUUGCUCUGAGUGAAUAUGACCAGGUUCUGGCUGAGUGUGACAAUGAGAACCGCAUGGAGGAGAGCAAAGCCCUGUUUAGAACCAUCAUCACCUACCCCUGGUUUCUGAACUCCUCCGUGAUUCUGUUCUUAAACAAGAAGGAUCUUCUAGAGGAGAAAAUCAUGUACUCUCAUCUAAUUAGCUACUUCCCAGAGUACACAGGACCAAAGCAAGAUGUCAAAGCGGCCAGGGACUUUAUCCUGAAGCUGUAUCAAGACCAGAAUCCUGACAAAGAGAAGGUUAUCUAUUCUCACUUCACUUGUGCUACAGACACCGAGAAUAUCCGCUUUGUGUUUGCUGCUGUCAAAGACACAAUCCUACAGCUAAACCUACGGGAGUUCAACUUGGUGUAAAUGGAGGGCCUACUCCUCCGAGACAGAGGGUGAUCUGAGCCCUUCCUGCCUGAUCUACAAGUGCUUCUGGACCAGGACCUAAGGACAUUAUGUAGCCCACAGGGACAGAGAUGGGUAGUGCAAUGUGAAAAAUACUUCACCAACCCUUUUAAGUGUCUUUAAUUCUUCACUGUCUAACUCUUUUCUCGCCUUUUGGUUGAACGAUUAGGUAUCAUUUUUGAGUGGUUCCCCCUCUCCUAUUUUUAAACUAGUGUUCAACAGUUAUUAAAAAUCAUGCAAAAAAAUUCAUGCAACAGAGGGACUUGUUAAUUUACAAAUCAUGCCUUCAGACCUCUGAGAUUCAUUUAGGUGACUUAAACAUCUUCAUUGGUUUGAUAAUUUUAAAAUAAAUCUUUUAAGAAACUUUUAAAACAUUUCUUCCCCUUAAUGUUGAAAUAUGACUCAUGUAACAACUUACUAAACCACCAAAGACUUCUUUCUAUGCCUUUUUUUUGUUUGUUUUUUAAUUUUAAAAACAGGGUCUUAAGUAGCCCAGGCUGGCUUCCAACUCAAAUUUGCUGUGUAAUUGAGCAUGGCCCUUGGUCCUCCUGCCUGGCUGUUCCAUGCUUAGCUAAGAUUUUCUUCUUUUCUGAGACAGAGCCUCACAUAUUCUUUUCUGGUCUCAGACAUGCUAUGUGGCCAAGGAUGAUGACACUGGGCUUUCGGUUCUCUUGUAUUCAUAUACACAACCUAUUUAAGGCAGUUCUCACACUGUUGCCAACUCCUAGCAUUAAGAGGUCUCCAAGAGUGUGAUUGCACAUUGAUAUUUACAGGUUAGUAAUGCUUGGAUGGAUGUGUCACAGGAUCAGUUAUAUGAUGCUUGGGAUGGGUCCCGGGCGUUGUGCAUGUUAGGCAAAUGUUCUGCCGACCGAGCUAUAUCCCAAACCAAAGAUUUCUUUAAAAAGCAGUUCUUUCCAUGUCAACUUUCUAAUCCAAAUUAAUAUUAUUCAAACAUUGAUUUUUGCCACAAUCUGAUAAAACCAACUUUAGAUACUGCAUGUGUGUAUGUCCUAAUGCGUAUGGCCAGGCCUUACAGCUUAUGGAAUGGCUAAAGCAGAACUUGUUAACAGAUGUCAUGUAAACCUUGCCAAAGCUCUGGUGGCAAUCUCCAAUGUGUUGUUUGAACUGUGCGCGCUGUGCCUUUCUGGAUACUAAGAAUACACUGUUCUACCCUGAACACCAACGAUGAUGUGCUUCUUAGAGCUCGUGGCUGAUCGUUCUGUUCAAAAGAAAACGUUAGUUUUAACGGUUAUACAGCUUCUUUGAUUCCUUCCUUUGAAAUAGUCUUCACUCAUCAUGGUGUGCUGGAGCUCUUUCAUGGCUGGCUCAGUAAAUGGUGCAGGUCCUGAUUCCCAGGAAGCAGAGUACUGCAUCACACUUAAGGGCUUGGGUGGCUUCGCAUGGACUGCUGACCCAUAAGUAUGUCUGUACUUACUUACGGAUGGCUUCAUCUCUCACCAAUCUUCAGAGGUCUCCACCUUAAAAUGGCUCAGCAUGUACAACAGUGAGAAAAGUGACAUGUAUCCAGUAGAAACUGUACUUUGAAAUACGAUCCUUUCUCUAGCUAGUGAUUUUUGGCCUGGUACUCUCGAGAGAGACACGCUGGGCAGUUGUAAGAUGCAGCUCCCAGCCAGCCAUAGCAUGAGGGGUAGCCUUACCUUCUCCAUAGUGCACUGCUGGACUGGAGGUUAUAGAGGGUCAGUACACUACAUGUAUUUUCAGCUUCAAUGCUUUUGGUCAGUGUGGGAUUACGUAGUUAAUUCUGGGACUGGCUACAUCUGUUGCAGAAGCACAUGGCUUAAUUCCUAGACCUGAACUAAGAAGCCAUUCCUUAACCCGGUGCCUGGACCUCCACAUUGUCAAUUUGUUGGAACAAUUUCAAGUGUGAAACCAUUCUACCAAAGUAGCAUUCUGUUUAAAAAGUCAGUCUUCACUCCAGGCAGAAGAACUGGACAAUCAGAUGCUAAAUCUUAUUUGAAACAAUUAGUCAUCAAGGCAGAGACAAAGGAGGAGCUUCUCAAGACAUUGAAAAAGGCACAGCCAGCACUCACUCUCCUGAUCCCUAUCACGGGCCACUACACUAAAAAGCAGCGUACCAAUGUAAUCAGAACUAAGGGGUCAAACAACGUGGGAUUCUUCUUUUCAAGUAUUUUCUAGCACUGAGCUACUGACAAUUUAGCUUUUGGCUGACAUACAAGAAAAUGAUUUCUUUCGUUGCAAGGCAGUUGUGGAUGGAGUAAGUCAAAUUUUGGUAACAAACACCUUUUCUAGUUACAGCAAGGCCACACUCUCCACGUCAGAGAUAACUUAGUAAUUUCUGUCGGUGUUCAUUCUGUUUGUAGACAUUCUCCCUUAGCCCUUCUUUUAAAGUAAACGUACCAACUACUGAAGAAAUUAGCCAUCUGAAGGUGGUGGCUGAGUCCACCAUGUAUUCCAUCAAGCGGUUAGUCAGCGCUGAGAAUGCUUGGCUAGAAGGCAACUGAAAAGUCAGGACACUGAUCUCUCAGAGUAACUUCGUUAUUAAUCUAACAGUGAUGAAUCUCAGUACUAGUUAACUACUCAGAUUUUAGACAGGCAGGAGAAGGCGAAUGCUCCUGGUUCUACUGAAUAACAACCAAACCAGAUGGAAGACCAGGAAGCUUUAUUAGACUCACAUGCGGUUAAACUAGACCGUCAUCUUAGCAUGCAAUCCAAAUCUACCCCUUCAAGAAACACUGUUUCAAGUGCUAGUUGGGAUUUCCAACAACGUUUUAGCAAGAAAGAGACUAAGAUGAGUUUUAAGAAUAAGAACCACAUUAGAAAUGCCUGUGUUAUUUAAUAAGACUAUAUCAAAAUACACAAAACUAAGGCAGCUAAGGCAGCCACUAUGUGAAAGGUCAUUAGGUCAUGGAUUACUAGGAAUGGGAAACUGAAGGGGAUACAGACACAGUGAAGAAAUAGAUGCUUAAGAACCAUAAUAACCACUGGUCAUGUUUGCACCAAAUAAUAAACAUACCAAAGACGUCCAGGCUACUUAGUCAGUAUGAAAAUAAUUAAGACACUAGUCUGGACACUUCAUAAAAAUGGAACUAUACAAUUUCAAACCUAUGAAGUAUUUUUAAAGUAUAUCUUCCCUGGCAAUUUUCUUAACUAUAAUACACUUGUAUACAGAGGUGGCCAUGUAAAAAAAAACUUUAUAUACAGUGUUCUAAUAAGUCCCAAAUAUAAUCUAUAAUUACUGGUGGGCAUAAGUGUACUAGCAUUGACAUUUAGAACAUUCUAUUAUAAAUGAUAUUAAUAUUGGUUUUGAAAUGUUUUUCUGCCCAAAUACUGGCGAUUUUUGGGUAGUCAAUUAAUCAACAGCGGUAUGAGGACAUCACAAGAAACACUGAGGCCUGCAUCAUGCUCUGCUUUAGGCAACCCUUCUAACCAACAGACAUUUUUACUUUAACAGCUUUGUCACAAAGUUUUACUAGAAGGAAACACUGAUAAUCACACAAAUAUGUUCAGUGACAGAGGUUCUAAGUCAAGGCAACUUGAUAUAUAUCACAGUCAGUGUUAAACUACAACUUAAAUUUAUAUUUGUAUAACUAACUCAAUUUUGAAAAAAUACUCUUAUUGACCUAUAAAAUCUAAAGUUAGAUUUCCUAUGUGUCAAGCUUUGGGUAACCUGAAUUUUCCUUAUUUAAAGAAUGCUAUAAUGCUUAAAAAAGAAAAAAAAAAUCAAGAGCCCAAAAUGUUAACAUAAAAAUACUUUAAAUGACAUGAGGUAAGUUAUUUUACAAGAAAGGCAA
Molecule: messenger RNA, 4642 nt
Organism: Mus musculus (house mouse)
Lineage: Eukaryota; Metazoa; Chordata; Mammalia; Rodentia; Muridae
Gene: Gna14
Product: guanine nucleotide binding protein, alpha 14
Exons: 6
Coding region: 255-830 (191 amino acids)
Biological process (GO): phospholipase C-activating G protein-coupled acetylcholine receptor signaling pathway; cell chemotaxis; phospholipase C-activating dopamine receptor signaling pathway
Cellular component (GO): cell periphery; synapse
Molecular function (GO): GTPase activity; G-protein beta/gamma-subunit complex binding; G protein-coupled receptor binding
Source: RefSeq, a predicted model, not a curated record